UGAUUGGUGUGUUACAUUUGGCAACAAACAAGGAAGUCAUUAAAGCGAGCACUUUUAGCAAGGGGAUUUGGUGUUUUCAGGACCCCUUCUUGAUAAUGUUUACUAUCACAUGAUGGUAUAAUAAAAUGAGGACGUUUGGACUGACACGUGAAUGGUAUGUCAAGGUCGGCAGGACAGGAGGAAGUCAGUGUCGAGGUUCCUCGUUUUGUGGUGGGCUUCGAGGACAAUGAGGCUAGAGAACUGAAGGGUGAAGACAUGAACGCGACAGAACCCUACGAUGAUGAUGACGAUUAUGACGAUCUGGCUUCAGCGCGUCAGAUCAUGGUGGGCAUCUGCUCCAUGAUGAAGAAGUCUAACUCAAAGCCCAUGACGCAGAUCAUGGAGCGUCUCUGUAAGUUUGAGUACAUCACGGUGGUCAUCUUUCCAGAGGACGUCAUACUCAACGAGCCGGUGGAGAAGUGGCCUUUGUGCGACUGCCUUAUUUCAUUUCACUCCAAAGGUUUCCCCCUGGAUAAAGCUGUGAGUUAUGCCAAAUUAAGGAACCCUCUUCUCAUCAAUGAUCUCAACAUGCAGUAUUUUAUCCAGGACAGGAGGGAGGUGUAUCGCAUUCUGAAGGAAGAGGGCAUUGACCUGCCACGUUAUGCUGUGUUGAACCGGGACCCUGACAGACCAGAAGAAUGUAACCUGGUGGAAAGUGAGGACCAUGUUGAGGUGAAUGGGGAGGUGUUUCAUAAGCCUUUUGUAGAGAAGCCUGUCUGUGCCGAGGACCACAAUGUGUACAUCUAUUACCCGACCUCAGCUGGUGGAGGCAGCCAGCGACUUUUCAGAAAGAUUGGCAGUCGAAGCAGUGUGUAUUCUCCAGAGAGCACUGUUCGGAAGACUGGAUCUUACAUUUAUGAGGAAUUCAUGCCUACAGAUGGUACAGAUGUGAAGGUCUACACUGUUGGACCUGACUACGCUCAUGCAGAAGCUCGAAAGUCCCCUGCUCUUGAUGGGAAGGUAGAAAGAGACAGUGAAGGAAAAGAGAUUCGAUACCCGGUUAUGCUCACUGCUAUGGAGAAACUAGUGGCACGAAAAGUGUGUCUAGCCUUUAAGCAAACGGUUUGUGGCUUUGACCUCCUCCGAGCAAAUGGACACUCCUUUGUGUGUGACGUAAAUGGCUUUAGCUUUGUAAAGAACUCCAUGAAAUACUAUGACGACUGUGCCAAAGUCCUUGGGAACAUGGUGAUGCGAGAGCUUGCUCCUCAGUUGCACAUACCCUGGUCUAUUCCCAUGGAAUCAGAGGACAUCCCUAUAGUGCCCACUACCUCAGGAACCAUGAUGGAAUUGCGCUGUGUAAUCGCAGUGAUCCGUCAUGGAGAUCGCACACCCAAACAGAAGAUGAAGAUGGAAGUGAGGAAUGCUUUGUUCUUUGAUCUGUUUAAAGAGUAUGGUGGCUACAAGAAAGGCAAACUCAAGCUAAAGAAACCAAAACAGCUUCAGGAGGUGCUGGACAUUGCCCGUCAGCUUUUAGCUGAGUUGGGUCAGCACAACGACUGUGAGAUUGAGGAGAAAAAAUCCAAACUGGAACAGCUGAAGACUGUCCUGGAGAUGUACGGACAUUUCUCCGGCAUUAACCGCAAGGUUCAGCUGACCUACCUGCCCAACGGCCAGCCUAAAGCAUCGAGUGAGGAGGAAGACUGUAAGAAGGAAGGUCCUUCUUUGCUGCUGGUGUUGAAGUGGGGAGGUGAACUGACUCCAGCAGGUCGAGUGCAGGCAGAAGAACUGGGGAGGGCAUUCCGCUGCAUGUACCCUGGAGGCCAAGAUAAACGUAGAUCUUUGGGCUGUGAAUCUCCUACUUACUGUGGUGACUAUGCUGGUUUUCCUGGCUGUGGCCUUCUGCGUUUACACAGCACCUACCGCCACGACCUCAAGAUCUAUGCUUCGGAUGAGGGCAGAGUGCAAAUGACUGCUGCAGCAUUUGCAAAGGGUUUGUUGGCACUGGAGGGUGAACUAACCCCCAUCCUAGUGCAGAUGGUUAAAAGUGCCAACAUGAAUGGCUUACUGGACAGUGACAGCGACUCGCUCACAGACUGCCAGCAGCGUGUCAAAGCUCGACUUCAUGAGAUCAUGCAGAAGAACCAGGAUUUCACUGAGGAGGACUUUCAAAAGCUUGCCCCAACUGCUAGCCCUUCUCUGGUUAACAGUAUGAAGGUAAUUGAAAAUCCUGUGAAGACGUGUGAUCAGGUCUAUGCUCUCAUACAAAGCCUCACAUGUCAGAUACGCAAAUGGCUGGAGGAUCCCAAAUCUGCUAAUCUGCAGUUAUACCACAGUGAGACCUUGGAGCUGAUGUUGCAGCGCUGGUCCAAGCUGGAGAGGGACUUCCGGAUGAAAAACGGUCGGUACGACAUCAGCAAAAUUCCAGACAUCUACGACUGUGUGAAAUACGACACGCAGCACAACAGCUCCUUGGGACUGGAGAACACACUGGAGCUUUUCCGGCUGUCACGAGCACUCGCUGAUAUCAUCAUUCCUCAGGAGUAUGGAAUAAAUAAAAUGGAGAAGUUGGAUAUCGCCAGUGCUUACUGUCUUCCGCUAAUUAAAAAGAUCCAGCUGGACCUGCAGAGAACGCAUGAAGAUGAGGCCGUAAACAAGCUACAUCCUCUGUACUCGCGAGGCGUGAUGUCUCCGGGUCGCCAUGUGCGGACCCGGCUUUAUUUCACCAGCGAAAGUCACGUCCAUUCCCUGCUCAGCAUCUUCCGCUACGGAGGUCUUCUUAAUGAGGAGAAAGAUGAGCAGUGGAAACAAGCCAUGGACUACCUCAGUGCUGUAACAGAACUCAACUACAUGACUCAGAUAGUCAUCAUGCUGUAUGAGGAUAACAAUAAGGAUCCAUCUUCAGAAGAACGCUUUCAUGUAGAGCUGCACUUCAGCCCUGGGGUCAAGAGCUGUCGUGAUGAAGAGAAUGCACCCAUGGGCUUCGGGUUCCGCCCUGCCUCUGCUGAGAACCAGGAUAAGCAGGAAAACCUGGGCAGUCUAGAGGAUUUAUCUCAGGAUGAGCCUGAUCGAGCUGCACUAACAGAGCACAUGGGCAUCCACCGGAGGUCUCCAUUAAUUCGCAAUCGCAAGACUGGUUCCAUGGAGGUCCUCUCCGAGAGCAACAACUCCCUUCGCGGCGCUGCUCAUCGCCUCUUUCCUUCGUGUUCCCGCCAGCCCUCUGAGAUCAAGUCCACUGGCCUGGGAUCCCUGUUUACUGGCCUCUUCAGUUCCUCCUUCCGGGGGGUGUCCUCCAGCGCCCCCAACCUUAGAGAGCUUACCCGAGCCCAGCGCAAAAUGUCCACCUCCCCCAGGAGGCAAGUCAGUAAAGAUGGGUUUGAAGGCUGCUCAAUGGUUCCCUCUAUACACCCACUGGAGACACUGCACAACUCGCUGUCUCUGAAACAGGUGGACGAGUUCCUCAACAAAGUGUGUGAGAGUCGGAGUGAGACGCUUGCCAAGUCUUUGAAAUCUCUGUCAGCCAUGUUUGACUCCCAGAUCCAACUUUCCUCAGAGCCUGUGAGUCAGGACAGAGCCAAAUCAGCAUCCCCACCACAGCCACAGCAGCAUCCAACCCAGUGUUUAUAGUAUGCCAGUUCUCCCUGCCACUCCAGGACCUUCAAAGUUGAGCCUGAGCCGUGCGUAAAGCAAACCUGCACUAAUAUCCUAAUCUGAUAUCAGCUUUCCACUCUCUGGUUAUGUGGAUUAAUAAGGAGCUCAAGCUAAUAAAGAAGCUUUUAUUUACCAAAAUGUAAGAUAUAGCUGUGAGGGGGAAGCUUUUCUACAUAGCUGCUGAUUCAUCCUUUUGCACUGUACUUUGUGCAGUUAUCCAGAACCUGUUUGGUUUGUGAUAACCAGCAUUUUGUGGGCUGUAAGCCAGUAGAACACUGAACCUAGUAAUUAAUUGCACUUUUAUAUCUCAGUGCUGUGUAGGAGUGAGAUUUAAUUCUAGCCCACAGCGAGCUGUAACAAACACAAUAGAACUCACAUUGGUAAUCGGCUCUUCCCUCGGCUGAUUGUAUUUCUCAAAUCUCCUCACAGCAGAGCAAUUUUAUUGGAGAAUGCCUUAAAGAUGUAGGUAGAUCAAUCAGAUCAGGUGUAGAGGAGAUGUUUCCUGUAUUAGGAUUCUCAUAUACAGCUGAUAAUGCAUAAAGCACCUUUCUGAACAUUUCUGAACACAACACAAAAUAACAAGUAAUAAGAUUUACUUUAUUUAUUUUAAAAACAAAAUAAAACAUCAAUAAUAAAAUAAUAAUAAUACAUUUUAUUUUAAGCAUUUUUUAAGCAUUCAAGGUACA
Molecule: messenger RNA, 4313 nt
Organism: Trichomycterus rosablanca
Lineage: Eukaryota; Metazoa; Chordata; Actinopteri; Siluriformes; Trichomycteridae
Gene: ppip5k1b
Product: diphosphoinositol pentakisphosphate kinase 1b
Exons: 30
Coding region: 157-3603 (1148 amino acids)
Biological process (GO): inositol metabolic process; inositol phosphate biosynthetic process
Cellular component (GO): cytosol
Molecular function (GO): diphosphoinositol pentakisphosphate kinase activity; 5-diphosphoinositol pentakisphosphate 1-kinase activity; inositol hexakisphosphate kinase activity
Source: RefSeq, a predicted model, not a curated record